Messenger RNA from Amoebophrya sp. A25, 310 nucleotides. NCBI's taxonomy places the organism in Eukaryota, Dinophyceae, Syndiniales, Amoebophryaceae. The record is from the annotation of a GenBank genome assembly.
UAAGACGUGUAGAGUUUGGGGCAGCUGCGUCGUCUACUUCGCGGGGGGUCGUGGACGAAGACUCUCACUCUCGCCAUGCGGGGGGUACGAGAUUGAAGAACCACAGUGAGUAUAUUGAUGAGCGAUUCCAAGGGCUGGGCCCAUCUGUUGAGCAAGCACAAGAAGGAGUCACACGUUCACCACCAGUGCCAAAAGUUGCCUUCAUCCGGGAUGCUCCCAAUAGGCCAAGCCCUACUCCUUCACCUUCACCUGGUAGAUCUUCUUCUUUGCAAGUAGUCACUAAUGAGUCAUUACAUUGCCAGCAGCGUGC